AGAACCUGGGAAGAGAAGCGAGGACGCGCUUGCUCUCCAACACAGAUUCAACUCACGCUGCAUUUCUGUGCGUUUUUCUUCCGCACUUCUUCCUCAUAAAGUGAUCCGAAUCUCUUAAUACGGUGCUAUAAAGUAUCCGAGAAGGCAGCGUGAGUAGAUUUGAACAUUUGCUGACGGUCCAAUUGGAAACAUGGGUGUAGCUGUCAGAGUCUAACGGUUUUACGCACCGUUUCCUACUUGCGCGUAAAAGUUGAGCGGCCAGAAUGACCAGACGCCAAAGGGGAUCUGCAAGUUUCCCUGAUCUUUCUCAAGUUUAGAUGCUCUAAAGAAGUUUCAUUCCCGCUGGUGAGUACUGGAUCGGAACAAUGUGGAGGGGUGUGCUCCUCACUCUGCUCGUGCUUUAUCUGCUGACAUGGACCAGCGAAGCAGACAAACAGACGCAUCUCAAGCGGGUUCGGCUGCACCGGAGGGUCCGGCUGGGGCGGCCCCAGGUGGGCGCAGUGGCGGGACGCGUGCGUCCUGGAGCAGGGUCCGCGAUUUCAGUGCAGAGCUCCAACCAGCCCGAGGAUGAUCCGGCUCCGAGGGGCGCUGGUUUGACGGGACAUCUGGGUCUACCUCAGGAGAGAAUGAUGGAAGACGAGGGGGCCCCGGGAGCCAGAGCCAGGGUGGCGCGCAUGCCAAGCGGCGCGGGCUCACCCAACCUGCUGGCGAGCUUCGCGGGGAAGAAUCGCGUCUUGGUGAUCUCGGCGCCGCACGACUCGGACGGAUACUACCGGCUGAUGAUGUCGCUCCUCAAACCGGAUGUUUACUGCGAGCUGGCGGAACGGCACGUCCACCAGAUCGUGAUGUUCCACCAGGAGGGCGAGAUGGGGGGCAAAGUGAGGAGGAUCACUACGGAGGGUAAAGUGAUGGAGGAGCCGCUGGACACCGCGCUCAUCCCCAGGCUCAUGAGCUUCCUCAAACUGGAGCAAGGAAAGUUUGGGAUGGUGCUGUUGAAGAAAACACUUCAAGUGGAGGAGAGGUACCCGUACCCUGUCAGGCUGGAGGCCAUGUACGAGGUGAUCGACCAGUCGCCCAUGAGGAAGCUGGAGAAGCUUCGCCAGAAAGGUUUCGUCCAGAAGUGCAAGGGAGCCGGGGUGGAGGGUCAAGUGGAGCAGGGAACGCUGGCAGUUGAUCGAAGUCCACCCAAAAAGAUCCCCAGAAAACCCAUUAAAGUUUUGACCACAACUGAAGUGGUGACGACAGUCGCAACAACACGUGCGGCUACAACAACCAAACCCCCCACCACCACCGUAAAGAGGACCACCACAAGACGACCGACCACCACCACCAUUUCAACCACCCAACUACCGACCAGAGCACCCACCACAGUCCACUCCCUCCCAGCACCCAGAACCACCCAGGAUCCAUACUACUACAGCCGCAGAGAGCGAGAAAGGCACCCGGCGAAGACGACGCCGUCCGGAGACAACCACACAGACAAGACCAACAAAAACACACAAGGUCGGAAGAAUGUUGUGGUGCCUGCCACUCGCAAACCCUCCAAGGUCAAGCCCAGUAAGAAGAAGAACGCAGCAGAGAAGGUGUUGACCAACGAGUACGAGGACAACUAUGAACCCAGCAGACCUACAGGGGCCGACCCGGAGGAGCCGGAGACCUUCCCUGAAAUCAGCCCGACCAAAAAGGUCAAGCACGAUAAGAAGAAGAAAAAGAAUGUCAAGGCCACCAAGAAAGCAGAGCGGCGCGGAGGGAAGGGAGGCAAGGAAGGGAAGAUAGGAGGGAAGAAGAAUGGAAAGAAGUUGAUAAAAACCCCUGACAAAGUGGAUUUCCCCAAGCCCACCAAGAAGCCAACGCCUCCCCCGAAGGGAUCCCUCUCUUCCUUCCUGGACUACUUUGAGAGCAGGAGGCGUCUGCUGCUCAUUACGUCGCCCAGCGAGGAACACCGCAUGUAUACCCAGCAGAGGGACGAGUACUUGGAGUCGGUGUGCGAGAUGGCCAUCCGGAAAGUCUCCAUCAUCACCAUCUUCGGCACGUUGACCAACUCCACCAUGAAAAUCGACCACUACCAGCUCGAGAACGACAGGCCGAUGAAAGGGCUCCGUCAAGAGGACCUGGUGAACCAGGAUCUGAUCACUGAGCUCAGGAAGGAGUUUGGUAUGACGCAUGACGACUUCUACAUGGUCCUCACCGACACAGACAUGAGAGUGAAGCAAUCCUACGAGGUCCCGAUUGCCAUGAAGGCCGUGUUCAACUACAUCGACACCUUUUCCUCUCGCAUCCGAGAAAUGGAGCAGCAGAAGCGAGACGGCGUGGCUUGUAAGAAAGAAGACAAGCCCAGAUCCCUGGAGAACUUCCUCUCCAGGUUCCGCUGGAGACGUCGACUCUUCAUCAUCUCCGCUGCCAGUGAUGAGGACUGGGCCUACCAGCAGCAGCUCUUCGCCCUGAGCAGCCAGGCCUGCAACCUGGGUCUGCGACACAUCGCUGUCCUGAAGCUGGUGGGUACAGAACUACUGGAUAUGGGCGGGUCCUUGGAGCUCUACCCGAUCAACGGAAGUGCUACAGUGGAGCGAGAAGGUCUGUCAGGAUCUCUGGUGAAGGACAUGAGGAACUACUUCCAGAUCAGUCCGGAGUACUUCUCCAUGCUGCUGGUGGGGAAGGAUGGCAACGUCAAGUCCUGGUACCCGUCUCCCAUGUGGUCCAUGGCCAUCAUCUACGACCUGGUGGACUCCAUGCAGCUGCGCCGUCAGGAGAUGGCCAUCCAGCAGUCGCUGGGCAUGCGCUGCCCUGAGGACGAGUACGGCGGCUACGGCUACCACCAGCACGGAUACGAUCACGGUUACGAUCACGGUUACCACCAGGGUUACUGAGGGCGGCGCCCGCUCCUCCUCCCUUCUGUAGCACUUAGUGGAGCCUGCGGGGCGGCUGCACCUCUCCAGGUCGUAUGUAGUGCGUAGUGCUUCUUAGUCAACGUGUUAUUAUAGAGCAUCAGGGAUCUCUGUCAGUGACAGUGUUUGUGGGCCGCCAGCGUUACACUCCAGGGUGGGAGAUAACAGGCUAAACUUUUUUUUUGUAUUUAUUAGACAUGUCCUAUAUUUUGAGUGCAGUCGUUAAGACAGUCACAUUUUAUAUUUAUAAUCUAUUGAGACAAGUAAAAAGAAGUGUUGUAAAAUGGUGGUGCUACAGCUCCCCCUAGUGGCCAAAGUACGCAGUACAGAUAGCGAAGGAAAACACUACAUUUCUUGGCAAUAUUUCCCGACUCUAACGAUUUAAAGAAGGAGCAAUUCGAACAUACAACAAAAUUAAGGCAAUUUUUAAAUAGCAGGGAAAUGUUUUUUUUAAGAAUUUAUUGUAGAAUAUUUACAUCAUUUGGCACAGACUUGUGUCCACAGCAGCAUGAGCUCCACUUGUGCAGUAAACAGUUAAAAAAAAAAAUUACAUGAUACAUUCUCAUUAUUGGACAACUUCAAUCACCUUCAUUGGACCAACAGUGUGAAAAUAAAAGAGGAAUGAUGAGAGUCUCUCUGAGAACUGGCCUGUUCCUCACUGUAAACCGUGGCUUGUUCCCUCAUCAGGUGUUGAUAUGAAAACAUCUUCAGGUGGUCCGUGGAAGCUGGCUGUUGCUAUGGCGACGACUCCUCAAAAUCACUGUCACUGUUGUUCUUGGAAAGCAGCUCCAGCUCCUCGCCGUCCUGGCAACCACCACAGCACAGAUCACGCGUGUCAGUGAUGCGGCAAGACCCGACACAACAUUACGGCCUAAACAGAUCCUGCCCUUAGGUCUCAGCUCGCUGUCGCUUUAGGUCACCUUCACUCUCUCUCCUCCUCACCUUCCUGUCUUGUCUGCGCCCUCAUUUUCCUUGGUUUGCUCGGUCACCUCCCUCCAACUUUCCUUCAAUACCUUCUCCUCUCCUGCUUCUCACUCAUCUUAUCUCUAGCACUCCUUGUUCCACGGGUGCAACUUCCUUAUUCCUUAUCAAUAUUAUUGUGAGGACCAAACUUGAUCUUUAGCCAUUUGUUUUGGAUGGUUUCGGGUGCGAGGCUGGGGAAAGCAUUCCGUCAAUGAGAGGUCCUCACCAAGAUAGAAAUACAGACGUGCGUGUUUGUGUGUGGGAAGGCUAAGCGUACCCCUCUGGACCUCUGCACCUCUCGGUUGAGGACCCGCAGCUUCUCCUGCUGCAGGCUGUACUCCAGGUCUUUGGGCCGACUGGCGUUGUAGAUGAAGAUGGCCAGCAGGACGGUGGGUGCCUGCAGGAAGAAGUCCAGCGAGGGCCGGAAGUCGAACAGGAAGAGGGAGAGGGCCGUGACCAACACGGUGGUGAUCUGACCCGUCAGCACGUGGAACAUGUUGUCCCGGAACUUCAGGAUGAAGGCCACGGACAAACCCAGAGCCGCUGAGGAAGGAGACAUGAUCUGAGUUUAGGUGGCGUCCAGACACGUUCUCCUUCUGAACUGAGAAAUGAUUGGCUGAAAAACGCAGAUUUUUGUUCCUUCUUCCUGGAAAUCAUGACUCAAGUCACUCGUAGAUCAGCUGCUUAACUCACCUGUGACCACCACCAGAGCCAGCGAGAAGACAUUAUGUCCAUGCAGGAGGCCACAGUGGACGGUGAGUCCCCGUGCUUCAUGGCCCAGUCCCAGGAUCAGAGCGUUGAAGAUGACACCGAAGCCAUACCUGCAGAGGAACCAGCAGUUGCUGUCACGCAGUAGCAGAAGCACAAAGGUGUUUAAGGAACUCACAGUUUGCUGUUCUGUAUGAAGAUGCUCUCCGUGAGCUGGUCUCCUUCCUUCAGGAUCUUCUCGUUGUAGAUGUUGGCCAUAGAGGAGAUGAAGCACUGCAGCAGCAGCAGGACAUGACCCACACCGAGGGCCUGGACCUUUCCCAACACGCUGUCCUUCCACGCCUUUCCAGGGAGAGCCGACACCCAGGACUCACUGGCACUGAGGAGGAGAACAAGAGGCCAUCAAUGACUGAGGAGGACCUUCACCCUGCAACACCUGAUGGCUAUUGUUUAAAAAUGACAAUAUGAAACAGAUUCAAGGCCUUCACAAAUAUAACACCCGCAGCAGAGAAGGUGGCUGAGGGGGAACUCAGUUGGACUGAAAAUACAAUGUCAUAUUUGUUUCCACAUUCCGAUUUUUCACGUCAUCUCUUCCAAAAACGUAGUUAUCUUCCAUCUUCUGAUGAAUGAGUUUGUCAAAUCAAAUUUCAUCUUAACAUUUAUUUUAGCAAGACGACUUAAUUUAAUUGUUUAAUGAAGCAAAAUCUGUCUUUAAUAACAUAAUAGAAACUGGGUUGGUUCAUUGAGAUAAUCACAGAAAUUCUAAAAAUAUUCCCGAACCAAAUGACACAUUUUCGAUUUACAACAGUGGCAAGUUACGACACUCCAAACAAGUGAAAUGAAAUAACCUUGCUGGUUAAACACGGUGGUGAUAUCAGACAUGUACGGAUGUUUUGCCUCAGUUGGCUCAUGAGGAGCCCAAAGGUCACCUGCUGUUCCUCAUCUGCUCCAGCAGCUGGGUGUAGAGCAAGCAGGAGUUGGACGAGGUGGUCAAGGGGCUCAGGCGGAAGGUCGGCACUGGCAUGGCGUCCUGGUGCGCACCUGAUCCCGUUGUCAAGGAAACGAUGGCCAGGAAGAGAAUCACCAAGGCAGCCCACUGGAGCCAGGACAGGCGCCUCCUGGUGGAGACGAGAGGCAGCACAAAAAAAAUGUUUAGACCGACCUUCGGCAAAGGAGGUUUUGUGGUCAGGAUCUUACUUGAGGACGAUUCUGAAGAGCACGGCCGUUGUUAGGAUGACGAAGUUGGAGAAGAGGACCGCCAUGGCCUGGAGGACAGGACAGACACGGACAUGAGACAUUGUUGCGCGCAUAAAUGGGGUCACAUGAUUGGUUUUUGGGGCAUCAUUGAAAAGCAGGUGAACCCCAAGAGGACGAAAUGGCAGCAUUUGUUAGUCACAUGACUGGAUCCUCAGAGGCAGAGUGGUGGGGGCAGCAGCUUUGAUAAGCAGCUGCAGGGUUGCCUCUCCACAGACAGGUUUGCAGGGGAACAGUGAGGCGUGACCAGGUAUUUCACAGUGAAGGUCCACUGACUAUGAUUGAGUGAAGUUCACACACCUCUACCGAAUGUGUCUGACACAUUUUCCCAUUAAAGUUGUCAACAAUUAUAGAUUGUUUACUCAUUACGAUCAAUAGUCAAGCUUGAAUGGAGACAGUUUCCAGACGGCAGUUCACUCACAGGCUGCAGGUAGGUCAUGACGUAGAAGACGAUGAGGUUGUCCAGGAAGUAGAGGAACGCUGGCACGGCCCACUUGAGCGACUGGAGGCAGGAGACGGUGGACGAGAAGCCUAGAUCGCUGCAGGACCGCCCCUCUGCAGACACAGAGCGGGACAUGAACGACGGACCGGAGCUAGCUAGUCAUGUGACCUCACACCUACCCUUGAUGAAGACCCUCACGGACAUGAUGAGACAGAAGACCAGUUUGAGCGCCUCUGCCAGCAGGUUAACGGACGCUGGGAGGAAGUCAUACUUGUUCUCUGUGGG
This is a messenger RNA of Synchiropus splendidus (mandarinfish), 6537 nucleotides long. It is a transcript of the gene ccdc80, whose product is annotated as coiled-coil domain containing 80. NCBI's taxonomy places the organism in Eukaryota, Metazoa, Chordata, Actinopteri, Syngnathiformes, Callionymidae. The record is from RefSeq and is a predicted model, not a curated record. Bases 366 to 2867 code for a protein of 833 amino acids. The transcript has 10 exons.